Molecule: messenger RNA, 2039 nt
Organism: Mucor mucedo
Lineage: Eukaryota; Fungi; Mucoromycota; Mucoromycetes; Mucorales; Mucoraceae
Product: protein-tyrosine phosphatase-like protein
Exons: 6
Coding region: 191-1924 (577 amino acids)
Biological process (GO): dephosphorylation
Molecular function (GO): phosphatase activity
Source: RefSeq, a predicted model, not a curated record
GUGUGCCUUUCUUUUUAUACUUCUUUUUUUUUGUUUUUGCUCCAGACAAGAGACAUUUAAAAUCUUUCUUUUUUUUUUUGUUGUUCUUUGCAUCUUUACAAACUCUUUUUCCCCACCCCCCCCCCACAUUUUCGCCAUUUUCAAUCUUGCUCGCGUUUCAUUACCCACGCUUUUCCAACCUCAAGGAAACAUGCAGCCUAGUCGAAUUGAUCUUUUAAAGAUUACACAGGUCCAAGAUGUACAAUUAGACAGAGGUCAAGAAACAUCUGUUGGUACAUUACACCUGACUGUUCACCACCUGAUAUUUAACCAUUCCGGAGAGGAGUUAUGGAUUCCUUACCCUAUCAUACAUACAGUCGAAAGACAACCCCCUUCUUUACAGUCCGGUCGUCACCCUCUUCAUAUCAAAUGCAGAGACUUUAUGAUCCUGACCUUGUCAUUAUUAAAGGACGGCGAAGCACAAGACGUUUUUGAUAGCAUUCAAAAGCUCGCUUGUGUAAGCUCAAUAGAACAACUUUAUGCAUAUGCUUAUCAACCUCGAAUACCUUUUACUGCCAACAAUGGUUGGAAAAUCUAUGACCCUAUUAAAGAAUAUCAACGGAUGGGUGUCGACGAAACCACAAAUACCUGGCGAUUCACUCCCAUCAACCAAGAUUAUAAGUAUUCACCUACAUACCCUCGCAUCAUGGUUGUACCAACAAAAAUAAGUGAUAAUACUCUCAAUUAUGCUGCAAAAUAUCGUAGUAAAGCUCGAAUCCCUGCUCUGUCUUAUAUGCACUGGCACAACUCGGCAACAAUUACGAGAAGCAGUCAACCACUCGUUGGAUUCAAACAAGCGCGUUCGAUUCAAGAUGAGAAAUUAAUAGAGGCUGUAUUUUCAUCCAACGUACCCACAGGUCCUAACGGUGAAACUGUGUAUGGUUCAACAGCUGCCAAUUUAAUCGUAGAUGCUAGACCCAUGGCAAAUGCAGUAGGAAAUGUGGCAAGAGGCGCUGGAACGGAAAAUAUGGAUCAUUAUCGGAACUGUAAAAAGAUUUAUGUGGCAAUUGACAAUAUCCAUGUCAUGAGAGAUAGUUUAGCCAAGAUGAGUGAAGCUAUGCAAGGUAUAGACUCGGCAGGCGGACAAGUAAAUAGAGGUGCUUUGCUGAGAUCUGGAUGGUUGAAGCAUAUCACAAUGGUAGUAGAAGGAACAAUGACAAUUGUAAAAAGUGUUCAUGUAUAUAAUUCCCAUGUGCUUGUCCAUUGUUCCGAUGGCUGGGAUCGUACAUCACAACUCGUAUCUCUCAGUGAAUUAUGCUUAGACCCCUAUUAUCGUACAUUUGAAGGAUUUCAGGUUCUAAUGGAAAAGGACUGGGUAUCUUUUGGGCAUAAAUUCGAAGAUAGAUGUGGACAUCUCUCGAAUGAAAAAUACUUUGUCAAUUUAGCUCAUUCUGGGGGGAACGCUGCCACAAACACAAUCAAGGAUAUGCAAAACAAAUUCUAUAAAUCAAAUUACUAUCAACGCGAAACAAGUCCCGUAUUUCAUCAAUUUUUAGACUGUGUCUAUCAAUUAUUAUGCUCACAUCCUACUCGCUUCGAAUUCAAUGAACAAAUGCUCAUCGAUCUGCAUUAUCAUGUCUACUCCUGUCAGUUCGGUACCUUCCUAUUCAAUUCGGAGGCAGAAAGAUCAAAACAUCAUCCUCAAGAUAAAACUUACAGUAUAUGGGAUUAUUUUAACUCGGAUAAAGAAAAAUUCACAAAUGAUCUAUAUGAUCCAAUGAAAGAUAAGGACCUGGUGGAUGAUGGCGGUGUCUUGAUGCCAGAUGCUACCAAAGUGAAAUACUGGGCUACACUCUUUAAAAGAGACGAUGAUGAGGUCAAUGGCUCAAUUACCUAUGGAACAUCGCCCGAAAGUAGUAUUAUCACGACGGAAUCACCCAUUUAGACUCUUGCCUUGUUCAUAUAGUCCAAAUGAUGAAUUUUAUUUCAUUUUGUAAUAAAUAAAUAAAUAAAUAAAAAAAAAAAUCCCCGUAAUAAAAAUAAAUAAAUAUCAGAUCCAG